CUCUUCUCUUCCACUAGAAAACUUCAUUCAAACAACCAAAAUGGUCCAAAACAAUCUCCAAAGAAAUGUGGCACGACGAGAGAUUUGCACUUCGGUUGCAAUUAAGUCGUUGCCGAAUCCCGAAGUCAUCUUACUAGCUCGCCAGGCAGGGUACGACAGCGUGUUCAUUGACCUCGAACACUCCACGCUUUCAAUCAGCGACGCCAGCACAUUGUGCACUACAGCACUGCAAGCCGAAAUCUCCCCAUUCGUUCGAGUCCCGCGAAGUUGUGGGAGCGGUUUUGUCCAACGAGUUCUUGAUGGAGGUGCGGUAGGCAUCGUUUAUCCCCAUAUCAACACAAAAGAUGAAGCCAGAGCAGCGGUAGCGAUGACCAAAUUCCCUCCGCUUGGGACGCGGUCUCUUACGGCGGCUCUCCCUCACUUUCUUUACAAGCAAGUGGAAGCAAAAGAGGUGGUCACACAGCUGAACGAAACCGGAUCAAUGGUCUUUGCCAUGAUUGAAACAUCAGAAGCUGUAAGCAACGCAUAUGAUAUCGCCACGGUCCACGGCGUAGACGUGCUACUGCUCGGGGCGAAUGAUCUGUCACUCGAAAUGGGUAUACUAGGCGAGUGGGAACAUCCCACAUUCCAGGUCGCCUUGCGUCAGGUCUCGCAUGCUUGUGAAGCGAAUGGUAAGAUCUUUGGGAUCUCCGGUAUAUAUUCUAAGCCGGAUAUUGUCCGGUGGGUAAUUCAUGAGUUAGGAGCGAAGUAUAUUCUCGGACAUUCGGACUUAGGUCUCUUGCUAAUAGCUAUGCGGAAGAACGUAGAGACAUUACGAAUAUUGUAAUUAGAUUAAAUUAUAAUAAUAAUAUUAGUUUUAAUAUAAAGGCUAGUAAGAAAGAAUAAAAAGAGAGCACAAAGUUAAAAAAAUAUAAUAAUAUAAUAAGUUAUUUUAUUUAUAAUUAAGUCUAUAGCUAUAAAUAUAGAAAAGAUAAAGUAUAUAUAAAAUAUACAUUAGGUUAUAUCUUAAUUAUAAU
Messenger RNA from Emericellopsis atlantica, 1016 nucleotides. RefSeq names its product Pyruvate/Phosphoenolpyruvate kinase. Gene Ontology annotation, cellular component: cytoplasm. Gene Ontology annotation, molecular function: aldehyde-lyase activity. The transcript is spliced from 3 exons. The coding region runs from base 41 to 826 and encodes 261 amino acids. The record is from RefSeq and is a predicted model, not a curated record. Lineage: Eukaryota; Fungi; Ascomycota; Sordariomycetes; Hypocreales; Bionectriaceae.